AUGGACGUCGCGGCAAAGGACAUGGUUUCCGACUUCUGGUGUUUGGUGAAGCCAAUGAUCAUUUGUCCUAGUGAAAGUACGUACAGAGAUGCUUUGUGGAUUGGUCUCACCCAUUCUAACAAGGAUGAAUGGCUGUGGCCAGGCAGUACGGACACAAUCACCUACAGCAACUGGGGAUGUGGGCAGCCGAGUACCAACGGCAAUGAGAACAAGUGCACAACCAUUGGCUAUGGUGCAAACAAUGACAACUCCGGACUAUGGAGUGCUGAAUCUUGUACUGAAAAGCUAGCAAACUACAUCUGUCAGAUGCAUGUUCCACUACCCACGCCUUGUAGUUAUGGUUGGGAAUACAAUGCACCGUCAGAUGCCUGUUACAAGACCCUAGGCGGCCACGGUAGCUAUCAUAAUUCGGAACGCAAGUGCAACGCAAUACACCCCGGUGCACAUUUACCCAUGAUCUUAAGUGACCAGGAAAAUGAAUUUAUCGCCACCAUGAUAAGGAGGAAUCACCCCAACUUAGACAGCGGGCACCGUGAUAUGGCAUGGAUUGCCCUAGUUAGAACAAACGGAGUGUACAAAUGGAGAACUGGCCAGCCCUAUUAUUUCAGUAACUUUAAUUGUAAGAGGCUGGACACGUUUUUCACCAGAGAACACUACUCGCCCUGUGUGGUGAUAAAGCCAAGUGGCUUGUGGUUUACAUACACAUGUGAUUAUAGACCCAAACUUCUUCUCUGCAAAUACAAUGUUUCGGAUGCAGAAAAGACAAACUUUUACCAGCUUAACGAAGGUCAUUGCAGUGCAGGUAGUUAUGAAUUCCGUGGACGGUGCUGGCUGUUCCAACACACGGAUGCGAAGGACUUCAACGGCGCUCGGGCUGACUGCAAGACAAGAGGCGGUGAUCUGGCUGUGGUUCGUGACUCCUACGAUUCCAGCUUCAUUAUGCGCCAUGUGUCACGAGUUCCCAAUUAA
Molecule: messenger RNA, 969 nt
Organism: Sycon ciliatum
Lineage: Eukaryota; Metazoa; Porifera; Calcarea; Leucosolenida; Sycettidae
Product: macrophage mannose receptor 1-like
Exons: 6
Coding region: 1-969 (322 amino acids)
Source: RefSeq, a predicted model, not a curated record